This is a messenger RNA of Temnothorax curvispinosus, 928 nucleotides long. RefSeq lists its product as uncharacterized. Lineage: Eukaryota; Metazoa; Arthropoda; Insecta; Hymenoptera; Formicidae. The coding region runs from base 354 to 818 and encodes 154 amino acids. The record is from RefSeq and is a predicted model, not a curated record. The transcript has 4 exons.
CGUUUGAAGAAAAUGCUGUUGGCAGUAAAAAAUUGAGAACUCCUUCCAAAAGAAAGGCCUCAAAGAAAUUGUCAGUAGAAGAGGAAGAACAUUUAAUUUUGGCUGUCCGACAUAGAAGACCUCUGUGGGACAUUAGUCAACCGGUGGACAAGAGAUCCAAGAAAACCCGGAAACGACUCUGGGAAGAAGUUGCUGAUGAAUUGAAUGGUGUACUCGACGCAAUUGCUGUACAGCAGAAAUUUAAAUCAUUACGCGAUACAUAUCGCAAAAUUGUCCAGUUGGAGCAGUACCUUCCAAGUGGAUCUGGGAGGAAUAAAAAUGAGAACCGUCACAAGUGGAAGCACUAUGACAUAAUGGAGUUUCUUCGUGAUACUAGUCUAUCGAAGAACACAUCGAGUAAUAUUCCUAGCACAGAGAACGAGCUAUUAAAUAAAUUGGUGGACCAGUCAACUUCUCAAGUACAAAGUCCGAUUGGCAUAGAUCCAAAUGACAGUAAUAGCACAGAAACGCCAACCUUAUCAAGUACUUUUACGAGUGGAAAAAGGCGAAGACUCAAUACCUAUUCUUCUAGUGAUAGCGAUAUAUCAGUUGCUUUUACGAAUCCGUUGGAUAAACUAAUCCAAAUUUUUGAGAGACGGGAAAAGGCGCAAAAUGUUGCAUCACCAAAUAUAAAUGAUCCAUUCGAUGAGGUGGAUCAUAUGCUACAAACAGCAGCAUUACAUUUGCGCAAAAUGUCGCCUCAACUACAAAUGCGAACUCUACAGGAUAUUGUCCAAAUGACCUUCUCCAGACUACAGGAAGAAACAAAUAAUAAUUAAAUUUCUUUCAGCUGGAUGUUUUAGAAGAUUCCGACAACACAUUUUCUAUUUUUUUAUACAAGCAUAAUUAGCUUUAAAUAUUAACAAAAUAAAUAAAUUUAUGGUUUAAA